ACGCGACCCAAACAAACCUUUGCUGGUAACGGUAGCUAGCUAAAUGACGCUGUUAACCACGAAUGGCUAGUCUAUCAGAAUUAACGUAGUAUUUUGAGGGUGACAAUGAUUUCAGUCAGCUAUAUUCUGCUGUGCGGACAGUUCCUGCUGCUACUGACGGUGAUUCUGUUACAAUGUCUGGAAGGAAUUCACUCCCAAAACUCAUCGACAGUCGAGACUCCUACUACUAAUGGUGUCCAGGGAGCUACUACACUGCCGUACAGCGACCAGCCGCCAGAAAUGGUGAAAAAUGAAAUACCGGUGGAAAGUACGAAUUAUACAGAGCAAUAUGAGUACAGACCCCCGUCACCGGUCGUCCUCUGCAGCUAUCUACCAGAGGAGUUCAUCUACUGUCAAGACCCUGUAGAUCAUGCAGGCAACCACAGUGCCUUUCUGGAGAUGGGACAUGGUUGUGUUGGGUGGGGUGGCCAGACUCAAAAAGAAGUGAACCACACACCGGUUAUCUGCACUGCACUCGAUGAUAUAGAGUGUGCUGGACCCAGAGAAUUCCUCAGAGGAAGUGUGCCAUGCAUCAAAUACACUGGACACUAUUUCAUCACCACGCUGCUGUACUCCUUCUUCCUGGGUUGUUUUGGGGUUGAUCGUUUCUGCCUUGGCCACACUGGCACUGCUGUGGGGAAGCUGCUCACCCUGGGAGGCCUGGGAAUCUGGUGGUUCGUGGACUUGAUCCUGCUCAUCACUGGCGGCCUGAUGCCCAGUGAUUACAGCAACUGGUGCACCUACUACUGAGACGCACAGCAGAGUGUGACCAAGGACUCGGGCCGUUUCUGAGCCAGACAUUAUCAGUUAAAUAUUGAGAACUCUAGUGAUGUGGCCACAGCCAGACAUAGUUACAAGUCUGUGGGCUGGCUUGCUCCAAAGGGAUUUACAGCUCUGCUUUGCAAAGUGGAGUUCAGGGACCUCCUGAGGACUCCUGACAGGGUUUGCGGGGCUCAUGAGGAGUAAUUUAAUUUAAUUCUAAUUUAAUCCACUUGAAAUUUCCCACAGAAUGCAUAAGAAUAUCUAUUGUAUUCACAGCUUUCACCAGAGCGACAGUGAUGACUGUGCUACUUUUUAGUUCUAAAUGUCAUCUAAGGUCACUUUCAAUCUGUAGACGAGCUCAUAUGGUCAUUUGUUACUAUUAGUUGUGGUCUGCUUCAUGAUGUCACUGACUGAUAGGAGGAGGACACAAGUACAACACACCUGUGUUUUGAGUAGUGUAUUGGGGAAAAUCACUGCACUCAUAUCGUGGCAUGCAUAUGUUGUGUUACCAUGGUUACCAAAUUAUUUGCAUGAAUAUAUACAGUACAUUACUCACAAGAUUGCCUCCUUGACAGCUGAUAUGCAGUGGAGGGAUCUAAUAGUAGUUUGUGCUAAAAUCCCACAUCAGCCAUCAUAAAAUCAGGUGGUUGGUUGUUUGGCUGUCACACCACAAACAAACUGCUUCAGAGUUCAGACUGAGGCCACUUAAAAAGGAAGUUCUCGCUCCAAUUGUUUUGUCCGUGCUAGAGAGAAUCCAAAGGAAAGUCCAAGUGGACACUGGCAUGAAUAAUUUAUGGUGUGAAAGCAAAACAAUCCAACCGACCACAGUACCUUGUCAUAGUAAAUAUGUACUUUUAACCUGAAUAAAAACAUGGUAGGACAGCCAUUUUUCUCCCUUUGUACGUAUUUGUUACUACAAUAUACACGCUCCAGUUUCAGUCUAUACUAGUGAUAGUCAUUAUUUGUUUUUUCUGUAUGGUUUCUUUGUGCACCAGAGAGGAUAAACACAUAAGGCUCAGUGCAGCUUGACUUACUGUCAUUUUUUAAAAUCUUUCCCCACGUAACAGUUGGCAUUUUCAGACCAGACAGUUCUGGGGGCUCAUUGAGAAGAGCUGCCCACUGGGGAGGAAUUGCCGAUUUUGACUUCCUGCAGUGCAUGGAGUGUCCAUAAUAUUCCCUAGCAACUGUUAGCGUUGGGUAUCCAAAUGACCAAUGGAAAUAUGUUUUAUUACAUCAUCUAUUCAACAUGUAUCUCCAUUGACUGUCAGAAGUGUCCAUCAAAGCGCAUAGAAAGUCAAAAUCGUCAAAAGUGGAGAUAUGUGUUCUUCAUAGCGACAGCGACGAUAUGUUGCAAUGGCUUUUGUGAGUCAAAAUCGCUUUGUAUCUCCAGUGUCGGAUAUAUGAUAAUAAUAAUAAUAAUAAUAAUAAUGAUAAUAGUAAUAAUAAUAACAAAUUUCAUUUGUAUUGCACUUUACAUUUUAGCAAUCUCAAAGUGCUACAGAUUAUUAAUACAAUUUAAGAAUUAUUAAAAAUGAUAAAUGAUGAUAUAUGUUCUGCAAUAAAAAAGCAUAUUGCUAGCCUUCCAGGAAAAAAAAAGAUGAAUAUCAGGUAAUGAUGUGAAAAGUUUCUUGUUAUAACAAGUAGGGCUGGGAAUCACCAGAGGCCCCACGAUCCGAUAUUAUCACGAUACUGAAGUCACGGUACAAUAUUAUUGCAAUUUUAAACGUGCUAAGAUAUGCUGAGUAUUGCGAUAAAAUAUAUUGAAAUUUAUCGCAGCAAAUGUAUCUAGUACACACAAAAAAACCUGAUUAUAUUAUUCUAGUAGGUUACCCAACGUUUAAUUUAUAUUUGUUAUAUUAAUAAUUUAUGUAAUAAAAAAAUUGAUACUUGGUGUCUGUGUGACAAUAGAGUAUUGGCACACAAAAAUAUCGCGAUACUAUGCUGUAUCGAUAUUUUUUAUCUAAUAAGAUGGUUUUCAUGUUUUCACAAGAUAUUUUCAUGUUAUAACAAGAAACUUUUCUUGUCUUUUUUUAAAAAAGAAACUUGUUAUAAUAACAUAAUAUUUAUCUUGUUAUAAAACAUUUCACAUAUCACAACGUAAUGUAAAAUGUUUAAUGUUAUAAAUAAUAUAUUGGUAUAGCAAGAAUUUUUUCUUUUACAAGAAAAGUUUCCCGCUAUAAUGUGAAAAUAUCUUGUUCAAAUGUAAAAAAACAAAACGAAAAAAACAUCUUGUUAUAACAAGAAACUUUUCACAUUAUUACCUGAUACUGAGUCUGAUACUGAGGCAGCAAUAUGCUUCUGGACUCUAAAGUGGGGACUUCACUGUUGCUGGUGUUUGCCAUUAUUGUUGUCUGUUGUUGGCACAGUUAACAGGUUUUUGAAAAUCACAUUUGCCAGUGCUG
Molecule: messenger RNA, 3203 nt
Organism: Epinephelus moara (kelp grouper)
Lineage: Eukaryota; Metazoa; Chordata; Actinopteri; Perciformes; Serranidae
Gene: tm2d2
Product: TM2 domain containing 2
Exons: 4
Coding region: 106-789 (227 amino acids)
Source: RefSeq, a predicted model, not a curated record